Neoarius graeffei (lesser salmon catfish) is the source of this 2454-nucleotide messenger RNA. RefSeq lists its product as uncharacterized. Bases 90 to 1148 code for a protein of 352 amino acids. The transcript has 10 exons. The record is from RefSeq and is a predicted model, not a curated record. NCBI's taxonomy places the organism in Eukaryota, Metazoa, Chordata, Actinopteri, Siluriformes, Ariidae.
UGAGAAGAGAUGCAGAGCAUGUGGGAAGGAGAAUGUUGAGGAUGGAGCUGCCAGGCAAACGAAAAUGAGGAAGGCCAAAGAGGAGAUACAUGGAUGUGGUGAGAGAGGACAUGAAAGAGGCAGGUGUGUUGGAGAAGGAUGCGGAAGACAGGCAAGCUGCUAAUAUUGGAGAAGACUUAUUACCUUCACUUUCCCGAGAUGACAUCAAAGAUCUGUUUCCUGGUCCUGAAAAUUUCUUGAGGCGCCAGGCUAUAUGGCUUGUUGUGAAUAAAGAUGAAAAGGUGGAUGCUGCUCCUGAAAUUCAGCAGUCACCCCCCACUGGAGGCAGCGACCUUUCAAAAGAGGAGGCCAGUACUUCUAAAUUUGUGACUAUGUCCAACCCAGAAUACAUAGUCUUCACAGACCGUGAGCUUGAACAGGUGAGACGCUCCUACUUUGAGCAGAAACGGCUGGGGACUGAGCACAGCGUGGCCUUAUCCAAGGAGCUCCUCUGCCAACUCAUAAGAAACACUAUGACUAAUAUGAUUUCUAUUGCAAGAGCCACAGAGGACUGCAGAUACCCCACCAAACAUGAGGUGAAUGCCAUGGCAAAACGAUUGGUGGAUUACUAUCCAAUGAUAAAAGACCGGUCAUCAAACAGUGAGUGGGAGCAUGUUGCUAAAAAGCUCAUGAAGAGACUCUCAAAUCUCAGAAGUCCAAGGAAGGCCAAAGUUCCUCCUUCGAAGAAACCACGACAAGAUGUGGAAGUCAGUUCAGACAUUUCAACCACUGACUAUGAUGGAGAUUCCAGUGCAUCCACUAUUAUUCUGGAAUGGUCACCUGUUAGUCCCAUGGGCAUCUCAGUGCUAGAUCUGUCACCUAGAGCUAGCACCCCACUGCAGAGCCGGGACAGCAGUGAUGAAACAUGUGGUUCAGUUGACUUCAUGGACAGCUCGAAAACCCAAGCAAGACACUACAAGACCCUCCAAGAAAUGUUCAAGUCCAAAAAGCCAAACAAAGCUGCGAUAACUCAUUUGCUGAACCUGGAAUUUGAGUCUCGAAGACGCUUCAUCACCUCUGAUGUGUUAAAGGAGCAAGACAGACCAACAAAGAUUCUAGAGGCUUACCCAUGUUUCCGAGAACUGGAUCACGUGCUGGAUGAGCUAUAGCAAGUCAUCCAACCAACCAACCAACUCCCAGUACAUCUCUGAGAUGAACAGCAGAUGGGAAACCUUCUAUUCAAAGGUCCAGUUUUAUGGGGUGAUGAAGAAAGCCAUGAAGCCUCCUAAAACUUUGAAUGGAGUGGAGCAUGUCACAGCUAUGUUCUGAGCCCUGCCACUGCUCUUCCCGUCCAGCACCAUGCCACCUAAGAAGCUAGGCUUAAGCAGCGAGACUGUUUUCCAUGUCCUUACGACUUCAGAGGAUCCUGAUGGUUUCCUGUGCCAGCGACCACUGUCUUGUCCAGUUGUGCUUGUUUCUGAGGACAACUGCAUGAUCGCCAUUGGAAACAUGCCAGUGACCACCUUCAACAUUGAGAGGUUUGAUGAGGGACUGCUGUACUUCAUGGCAUAUUACUAUGCCCUGCACCUCACUUACCCAAAGUGUAUUUCCACACUUCUGUCAGUACUGCAAACAGAAAUUCUCCAAGAUUCCAUUCAUGAGCAAGAUUUGACCCCUUCCUACAAAAAAGGCAUUGGCGAGUGGAAGUCCUUCAUUGAAUCCAGGAUGAGUUUCAUAGAAUCAGAAUGGUGCAACUGGAAUCAAAGUUCAUGUCCAAGUUAGUUGAAUGCAAUCCCAGGCUUCUGAACCUCUUCCAAUCCAAGGGAGGAACAAUGGGGUUGACGUUGCAGACUAUCCUACUCAAGGUAUCCUUCGAUGGUUCCCUGGAAACCUCACCUCAUCUCAUCUCAUCUCAUCUCAUCUCAUCUCAUCUCAUCUCAUCUCAUCUCAUCUCAUCUCAUCUCAUCUCAUCUCAGCUGACUACGGGCGAAAGGCGGGGUACACCCUGGACAAGUCACCAGGUCAUCACAGGGCUGACACAUAGACACAGACAACCAUUCACACUCACACCUACGGUCAAUUUAGAGUCACCAGUUAACCUAACCUGCAUGUCUUUGGACUGUGGGGGAAACCAGAGCACCCGGAGGAAACCCAUGCGGACACGGGGAGAACAUGCAAACUCUGCACAGAAAGGCCCUCGCCGGCCACGGGGCUCGAACCCGGACCUUCUUGCUGUGAAGUGACAGCACUAACUACUACACCACCGUGCCGCCCCCUGGAAACCUCAUUAAUAAUUUUAUUUAUUUUUAAUUUACACUGGUCCCAGAGAUAGCACAUCAAGGAUCCUUGAUGGGGGUUUGUUUAACAGUAAUGUAAGCCACCUAGUGCUACACAUGGCAGCUUUUACAAGUUUUAGGUCAGUGGAUGAUUUUUACACGAUGAAUAAUUUUUUUUGUCAUUUCAGGCACCAAGCAA